CGCGGGCCGUAUCUUUCUUUCCCUUAGGGGGUUUACUAUAAGCAAGAAGCCCAGACCAACGAGCCCAUCACUAUGCUCUAACCCUUUGGAAAGAAAGUUGUUCCCCACCUUAUCCACCUCCCUCCCCCAAACAAACAGCAUAUGCUCCUCUGACCUCUACAAUGGAUCCUCUUCAAUUCUCCACCACCCAGAAGCUCACCACCAUCCUCACCCCCGGCAGCACAGGCAAAAACCUCCAUUGAAAGGAGCAACAUAUAACUCCAAUUUCUCCAGGUCCCCAUUCCAUGGCGUCCGCGGCCACAAGACCCACCUUCACCUUCCACCUCACGACAUCACGUUCCCACUCAAAACCCACAACCAAAUGCCAUUUCCCCAAACUAAGACCACCGUCCAUUUCCCUCCACAAGCCUUCCCAUUUCGCCAUCUCCUCCAUUUAUGUCUCCAAGGAAGACAAGCCGCCGACCUCUGAACCCGCCUCCCAGGCCAGCGAACCAGUGGCCGAGCUAUCAUCAGAAACGGAGGCCGGGCAGCAAUUCGAUUUCGACCAGCGGAGGCUGGAGGAGAAGUUUGCAGUGCUGAACACGGGGAUCUACGAGUGCAGGUCGUGCGGGUACAAGUUCGACGAGGCGGUCGGCGACCCGUCGUACCCGGUUCCACCGGGCUUGCCGUUCGAGCAGCUCCCGCCGGACUGGAGGUGCCCGACCUGCGGAGCUGCCCGGAGCUUCUUCCAGAGCAAGAGCGUGGAGAUCGCCGGGUUUGCCGAGAACCAGCAGUAUGGGCUGGGAGGGAACGCGCUCACUUCUGGGCAGAAGGCCAUUUUGAUAUACGGGAGUUUGCUGCUCUUCUUUGCUCUCUUCUUGGGCGGCUACUUCCUGCAAUGAUAGUGCUAUGUAUUAAUGGCGGCAUCUCAACUGUUCGUUUUUGGGCUUCUUAAUCAUCAUGGCAACUGCCUGUUUGCUUCUAUUAUUAUACCAUAUAUGUGUCCGCCUUUCAUUGAGCAUUGUAUAGAAUACACGGUUUGGUGUACUACUAUCGCAGGAUUCUUCUAGCUAGCUUCAUUUUUCUGAUUUAGCAAUGGAAAUGGGAGGACAUAGAGAAUAUACCAGAAUGCCAAUCAAUUCAGCGCUAGAGUUGAAUCUCCUCGACGUGAAUCUCAUAGAAAAUCCCUUCGGACGAUGAUUGGAUGACCUUCACAAUCAAGUCGAACCACACGC
Linum trigynum is the source of this 1214-nucleotide messenger RNA. NCBI's taxonomy places the organism in Eukaryota, Viridiplantae, Streptophyta, Magnoliopsida, Malpighiales, Linaceae. The record is from the annotation of a GenBank genome assembly.